Messenger RNA from Truncatella angustata, 1557 nucleotides. Its product is annotated as major facilitator superfamily domain-containing protein. Gene Ontology annotation, biological process: transmembrane transport. Gene Ontology annotation, cellular component: membrane. The transcript has a single exon. NCBI's taxonomy places the organism in Eukaryota, Fungi, Ascomycota, Sordariomycetes, Amphisphaeriales, Sporocadaceae. The record is from RefSeq and is a predicted model, not a curated record. Gene Ontology annotation, molecular function: transmembrane transporter activity. The coding region runs from base 121 to 1488 and encodes 455 amino acids.
CGACUCCGAUUUCUUUGCUCUUGUCUCUACGGAUUUAGCGUCUGAGAAAGGCUAUGUUUAAAGCUUCAAUACAUUGAUGUCAUGAACUAACGCAGCACAGUCGCGGGAUUGCUGAAGGACAUGGAUCAAUCCGGCACAACCCAGGCGUACGUAUCCGGAAUGAAAGAGGCGCUGUCGCUAUACGGCAAUGAACUCGUCGAGUUUACCACGUAUUUUUCGAUCGGCUAUGCCAUAUUCAUCGUUCCGUCGCAGAUCAUACAAACGCGAGUACGACCGUCUUUGUUCCUGCCUCUUUGCGAGAUCAUAUGGGGAGUCCUCACGCUCGUAACUUACAAAGCUACAAACGCGCAGACUGUUUACGGGCUAAGAUUCUUUCUCGGGGUUUUCGAGUCAAGCUCCUGGCCCGGAAUCGUCAGUUUGAUCUUCAACUGGUACACGCCUCGGGAACUGGGGAAACGCCUGGCUAUAUUUGGGGUCAGCGGUGUGGCAGGCAAUAUGUUUCUCGGCAUACUGCAAGCGGCUCUCUAUAAAAACCUGAACGGUGUACAUGGCCUUGAAGGUUGGCAAUGGCUUUUCAUUGUUUCUGGAAUCAUUACCAUCAGCUGGGGCUUUGUUGGUUUCCUGACGAUACCUGACUCGCCUAGUUACACGAGAGCGCUGUAUUUGUCAAAAGUUGAACGCGCGAUUGCACACACCAGGAUGUCGCAUAGCGGUACGACGACAGCCGAGCUUAUAUCAUGGCGCCUUCUUUCCCGGAAAAUCGCGCUACUUCUCAGAAGUCCCAUAGCAUAUUUGUUCAUCGGCGCAUAUCUCCAAUUCGCUUGGUCACAACGAGCAAAUUCUUAUAUUCUAUUGUAUUUGAAGGGUGUGAAGGACGCCUCAGGGCAACCGAUGUACUCGACCUAUAUGGUCAACUUGAUUCCAUUGGGCGGAUACGCCAUUUCUAUCGUUUGUAACAUUGGCCUGAACGCCUUGAGCGAUUGGAAGGACUGGCGCUGGCAGGUGGCAUGCGGGGCCGCCACCAUACAGUUGGUAGCGACAGCGGUAUUGGCAGGAUGGCCGAACUCACACCCAACGAUUCUGGCUUUCUACUUCCUCACCUACGCAACAGCUGCGUGGGGCUAUGCACUCACAGCAUGGCUUGCUAUAAUCCUUCGGAAAGAGCCUGAGGCGAGAUCCAUUCUCGUUGCACUCACUGUGACCUUGGUCUAUGUUGGCCACGCUACGAUUCCGCUCAGUGCCUGGAAGGUCAGCGAUGCUCCACGCUAUCCGAUCGGUUUUCCUAUGGCAGCUGCAUUCUCUGUCGGCAGUAUUGUUCUGAUGCUUGGCAUGAGAUAUUACGUCGGUAAGAAUUCGGCUAUACUGGACUAUGGUCUUGAUUGGAAAGUAGAGCAAAGCGAAACCACUCUGGAAACCUUGGAUGAAGUCAGAACAGUCCAAGAUCAGUUUUCAAAAACGGAUGUUUCGGCUCGAACUACGGUGCAAUGAACAAAGAUAUAAUACGUAAUCGCAAUAUGAAUAAGCAUAAAAGGUUAAGUCAAUAAAAUACAACUGUCA